Molecule: messenger RNA, 1374 nt
Organism: Annulohypoxylon maeteangense
Lineage: Eukaryota; Fungi; Ascomycota; Sordariomycetes; Xylariales; Hypoxylaceae
Product: phosphatidate cytidylyltransferase
Exons: 3
Coding region: 1-1374 (457 amino acids)
Cellular component (GO): endoplasmic reticulum membrane
Molecular function (GO): phosphatidate cytidylyltransferase activity
Source: RefSeq, a predicted model, not a curated record
AUGACGAAACCGCGUCGUGGGGUUCGCUUCCCUAGCCGGAAUGGUCAUGCCUCUGAUGGUAGAAGAUCUAGCUUCAGCGAGAUAAGCGAAGAUGGAUCAGGAUCUCCUGUUAAGAUCAAGAGCUCGCCACAAUUAGACGGCAUCAGCGAGAAAGCGUCUGAACAACCAUCGAUGUCCGAUUACGAGAAGAAAAAGGCCAACUUCAUCACCCGAACCUUUUGGACCUUCGUCAUGAUCGGAGGAUUCUUCUCAGCCUUGUUUGCGGGCCACAUUUACAUAAUCGCAUGUAUCACCAUCGUUCAGAUAGUCUCCUUCAAAGAGGUCAUCGCCAUCGCUAGCGUCCCAAGUCGAGCUCGACAACUACGGCCUACCAAGAGUUUGAACUGGUACUGGCUUGCCACGACGAUGUACUUUCUGUAUGGGGAGUCUGUUAUCUAUUAUUUCAAACACAUCGUGUUAGUUGACAAGGUUCUGCUCCCGCUUGCCACACACCACCGAUUUAUCAGCUUCGUCCUCUACGUCAUCGGCUUCGUCUUCUUCGUCGCCAACCUCAAAGCUGGCCAUCUCAAGUUUCAGUUUGCCAACUUUGGUUGGACUCAUAUGGCCCUGUACUUGAUCGUCGUGCAGGCGCAUUUUGUCAUGAAUAACGUCUUCGAAGGCAUGAUCUGGUUCUUCCUACCUGCUGCCCUCGUUAUUACGAACGAUAUCUUUGCCUACAUAUGCGGUAUCACCUUUGGUCGGACGCAGCUGAUCAAGCUGUCCCCCAAGAAGACUGUCGAGGGCUUCGUGGGUGCUUGGUUUAUGACUAUUAUAUGGGCUAUUCUUCUGACUAACAUCUUAAUGCGCUCCAAAUAUUUCAUUUGUCCCGUCAACGACCUCGGCGCCAAUAUCUUCACCGGUCUUGAAUGCGAUCCUAAUCCCGUAUUUCUUUCCCACACCUAUACCUUGCCUUAUCUAUUCUUCCUUCCCGAGGGAGCCAGUUUCUCCUUCACUACCGAGCCUAUGCAAUUCCACUCUAUUGUUCUGGCUUCCUUCGCAUCGUUGAUCGCACCUUUCGGUGGUUUCUUUGCCUCGGGACUCAAGCGUACCUUCAAGAUCAAGGACUUUGGUGAUUCGAUUCCAGGACAUGGCGGUAUGACCGACAGAAUGGAUUGUCAAUUCAUCAUGGGAUUCUUCGCCUUUAUCUACUACCAAACCUUCAUCGCGCAGCACAAGGUCAACGUCGGCGCCAUCAUGGAGUUAGCCAUUACAGGUUUAACAUUAGAAGAGCAGAUGGAGCUGGUGAGGGGGAUGAGCAGAUAUCUAGAAAACCAGGGAGCCUGGGGCCCCGGUGUCCAUGAUUGUCUAGAACAAGUAUUACCAGCUCGGCGAUAG